CCCCUCUAUCCAUCUGCUCAAGUCUCCUCCAGUGAGCUCCUGUCAUACCCACCCACUUUCUUACUGUUUCUGCUUUCUCCUCUGGUGUUUGGCGAUGUCCAGCACGAAGAAAACAGUACGGUCUUUUUCAUCAGUCUCCCAGAGCAGCUAUGGCUUCAGAGACCCCUUCAUCAAGAACUUUAAUGUGCACAGCUCCUCUUCGGGCUACUUCGGUGGGGCAGGUUGGGGUGCUGGUCCCACUGUGUGCCUUCCAGUGACAGCGGUCACCAUCAACAAAAGCCUCCUGGCUCCCUUGAACCUGGAGAUUGACCCUGAGAUCCAGGCUAUCAGAAUUCAGGAGAAAGAGCAGAUCAAGGUCCUCAACAACCGCUUUGCUUCCUUCAUCGAUAAAGUGCGUUUCCUGGAGCAGCAGAACAAAAUGUUGGAGACCAAGUGGAGUCUUCUGCAGGAGAAAACAACCUCCCAUUCCAAAAUUGACUCUGUGUAUGAGGAUUACAUCGCUAUCCUGCGCAGACAGCUGGAUGGCCUGGGAAACCAGAAAUUGCGCCUGGAGUCUGACCUGAACAACAUGAAGGGCUUAGUGGAAGACUUCAAAACUAAGUAUGAAGAAGAGAUCAACAAGCGCACUGAGUGUGAGAACAACUUUGUGCUCAUCAAAAAGGAUGCUGAUGAGGCCUUCAUAGCUAAGGUAGACCUGGAGGCUACACUAGAUGGCCUGAUAGAGGAGAUUCAGCUCCUGAAAACGAUCUAUGAACAGGAGCUGCAUGAGCUGCAGUUUCAGAUCAAGAACAUAUCUGUGGUUGUGGAGAUGGACAACAGCAGGACUUUGGACAUGGAUGCCAUUGUGGCUGAAGUGCGUGCUCAGUAUGAAGAAAUUGCCAACCGCAACCGUGCUGAGGCCGAGAGCUGGUACCAACAGAAGUAUGAAGAGUUACAAGUGUCAGCUACUAAACAUGGUGACAACUUAAGAAGCGCUAAAGCUGAGAUUGCUGAGUAUACUCGCAAAGUUCAACGUAUGCAGUCUGAGAUUGAUGCUAUCAAGGGACUGCGCUCUAAUCAGGAGAGUCAGGUCACAGAAGCAGAGGAGCGUGGAGAACUAGCUGUGAAAGAAGCUAGGCUCCGCAUUAAGGACCUGGAGGACGCCCUCCAGAGGGCUAAGCAUGACAUGGCCCGGCAGGUGCGUGAGUACCAGUCACUUAUGAACAUCAAACUGGCCUUGGACAUAGAGAUCGCCACUUACAGGAAACUACUAGAAGGAGAGGAAAGCAGAUUGGUUCGUGGAGUCCAGGCAGUCAGUAUCUCCAGACAGAGCUCCUUAAAAUACCAGCCUUAUCUGCUAGAAAGCAGCAUCAUCUCAUCUCACAGUGCUGGGACUCGUCCUCAAAUUGCUGGCACCACUAGUUCCACCAGUAUCACUAAAGUCACCGAAACCAAGAAAACCAUCAUCACAGCUCAGGAUGUGAAAGCAAACACUGAAGAAAAAAUGGAGAUUACAGAGUAGAGAUUAUGUUCAUUUUAUUGAACGAUUGGUUAAUAAAAAGAAAGAUUAUUUGAUAUUUGAAGUUUUUACACUCUAAACUCAAUAUUAUAAAAUUAUUAUAAUAGUAAUGUAGUAUUACUCUACACACCAUUACUGUUUUAUUUUUCUCUUGUAAUUAUGCCAUCGCAAUACAGCUAAAACCCAGUGCCUGGGUGCAGCAUCUAGAUCCAGUGAUAUGAUUUCUUUGACAGUAAAUAACUGUCACUUUCAACCAGCAAUUAUAUCACUUGUUUUUCUCUCUCUUACUCCAGUUUUAAAAAUUCAAUGAGAGAAAGAAAGUAAACAGAUUGGGAUUGAAAAUCUGUAAGACUGAACAACAACUUGUUUUCCAUUGUGGAACCCAACAAUAAAGCUGUUCCCAAUGACACAC
Pygocentrus nattereri (red-bellied piranha) is the source of this 1910-nucleotide messenger RNA. RefSeq lists its product as uncharacterized. Gene Ontology annotation, biological process: keratinization; intermediate filament organization. Gene Ontology annotation, cellular component: keratin filament. Lineage: Eukaryota; Metazoa; Chordata; Actinopteri; Characiformes; Serrasalmidae. The transcript has 9 exons. The record is from RefSeq and is a predicted model, not a curated record. Gene Ontology annotation, molecular function: structural constituent of skin epidermis. The coding region runs from base 95 to 1501 and encodes 468 amino acids.